AGCUUCAAGCACAGCCUUUUCCUGCUCUCCGGAUAACGGGUCUGUGUAGAGAGGAAGGAGGGCGGGAUUCCAGAAGGGAAACACGAAAUAAAGUCACUCAUCAAUACAAGGAAAAAAGUUGGAGCUAAGAUGGCUGCUGGACAGGGGGGCAAGGAGAGCCGCUGCCCAGCCGCAGUAUGGUGAACCCCAGCCGUGUCAAGCCCCAGCCGCCCCCAGAACUGGACGGAGAGGAGAGGAAGAAGAGGAGAAAGGGCGAUCUGGAGAUGAAGACGGUGCCAGCCUCCUCCUCCCCCCCCAGGAUGAUGGAAAUGGACACCAUUCCCAGACAAGGGGCGCCCCCAGGGGGAUCCACCCCGUCCCCUCUCUCCUCCUGUUCCCGACAGGCGUGGAGCAGGGACAAUCCGGGCUUCGAAGCAGAGGAGGACGGCAUGGAAGAAGAGGAGGAGGACGGAGAAGAGGGCACGGUGGUAGAGAUGGAUGUGGAGUGGCAUCCUUCUGCAGGACAUGCCCGGAGGUCUUCAUCCCUGGUAUCCUCCAGUAGUGGAGGCAGCACUGGCCUGGUCGGAUAUCACCACCAUCCCAAUAGUAUCGGAGGACAGGGGCAGAGGGGGAGGAGGAGGAGAGGAGAGCCUGGCACUGUAACUGGCACCGCCAACCAAGGAGCUGAGCCGACUCAGGAGCUGGAAGGAUGGCCAAAGAUCCUGCACACUGUCCGAGGUCUCUGGGGUACAAGAUACACAGAAGAUCGUAUAACUACCAGAGAGAAAUACCUGAAGAGCGUGCUCCGCGAGCUUGUCACAUAUGUGGUGUUUCUUAUUCUCUUAUGUAUUUUAUCAUAUGGGAUGGUGUCUUCCAGCAUGUUUUACUAUACAAAGGUCAUGACCCAGCUCUUCCUGGACACACCGGUUGCAAAGUCUGAAAGGACAACUUUCAAAACCUUAAUGUCAAAAGAAGACUUUUGGAAGUUUGCAGAGGGCCCACUAUUGCAUGGUCUAUACUGGGACAUGUGGUUCAACAACAGUACAAUGACCGAAAACCAAAGCGUUAUCUAUUAUGAGAACAUGCUACUUGGGGUGCCUCGUCUGCGUCAGCUUAAAGUGAAGAAUGGCUCCUGCACUGUGCCAGAAGAUUUAAAAGAUGAUAUCAAAGACUGCUAUGAUAUGUAUUCAGUGAAGAGCGAAGAUACGGCCCCCUUUGGGUUACGAAAUGGAACAGCCUGGACCUACAGCAAAGAAAAGGAGCUAAAUGGCAGCAGCCAGUGGGGCCUCAUUGCAAUAUAUAGUGGGGCCGGCUAUUACUUGGACCUGUCCAGGGACAGAGAAGAGGCUGCUGCUCAAAUUGCAACUUUAAAGAAAAACAUGUGGCUGGACAGAGGCACCCGAGCAGUGUUUAUCGAUUUCUCUGUUUACAAUGCAAAUAUUAACCUAUUCUGCAUUGUGAGGCUAUUGGUGGAAUCCCCAGCUACCGGUGGCCUGAUCACAUCUUGGCAUUUUCAGACAGUGAAGCUCAUCCAUUACAUUUCCACAUUUGACUAUUUCCUGGCUGCCUGCGAAAUAGCUUUCUGUUUCUUUAUACUUUAUUACAUGGUGGAGGAGUUCCUGGAGAUUCGCAUUCACCGCCUGCACUACUUCCGAAGCCUUUGGAACUGUCUUGAUAUCCUCGUCAUUGUGCUCUCGGUGGUGGCAGUGGCAAUCAACUUGUACAGAAUGACAUCUGUGGAAGGACCACUAAAUAAACUCCUGGCAGACAUGAAUUCAUUUCCAAACUUUGAAUCUCUGGCUUACUGGCAAAGUCAGUUCAACAGUAUUGUUGCUCUGACUGUGUUCUUCGCUUGGAUUAAGCUCUUCAAGUUUGUGAACUUCAACAGAACCAUGACCCAAUUGUCUACAACCAUGUCUCGUUGUGCUAAGGAUAUCCUGGGCUUCUCCAUUAUGUUUUUCAUCAUAUUUUUGGCAUAUGCCCAAUUUGCCUACCUUGUGUUUGGCACUCAGGUGGAUGAUUUCAGCACUUUCCAGGACUGCAUCUUUACCCAGUUCCGUCUUAUUCUGGGCGAUUUCGACUUUACCGAGGUCGAGGAAGCAGAUCGAAUAUUGGGGCCCAUCUAUUUUUCAUCUUUUGUCUUUUUUAUGUUCUUCAUUCUUUUGAAUAUGUUUUUAGCCAUCAUCAGUGACACAUAUUCAGAAGUGAAAACAGAUAUGGCUCAGCAAAAAACUGAAAUGGAGUUGGCUGAUCUUAUAAAAAAGGGUUGUAGCAAAGCAAUGGUGAAGCUAAAACUGAGGAAGACUACGGUGGAUGACAUUUCAGAGAGUCUCCGACAAGGAGGAGGAAAGCUGAACUUUGAUGAGCUAAGACAAGACCUAAAAGGGAAAGGCCACACGGAUGCAGAAAUUGAGGCCAUUUUUGCUAAAUACGACCAAGAUGGAGACCAGGAACUUACUGAACAUGAACAUCAGCAGAUGAGGGAUGAUCUAGAAAAAGAGAGGGAGGACCUGGAGCUUGAUCGGAGCUCUCUGCCUCGUCCCAUGAGCGGUCGCAGCUUUCCACGCAGCCUGGAUGACUCAGAAGAGGAUGAUGAUGAAGACAGUGGGCACAGUUCUCGCCGCAGAGGCAGCAGCUCCAGUGGAGUUUCUUAUGAGGAGUUCCAAGUGCUUGUGAGAAGAGUGGAUCGGAUGGAGCAUUCUAUUGGGAGCAUUGAUGAACGGCUUGGCCGGGACAAUGAUAUGCACCGAGAACAAAUGGAGCGGCUAGUGAGGGAGGAGUUGGAACGAUGGGAAUCCGAUGACACAACUUCUCAAAUGAGCCACCGCCUAGGGACUCCUAGUGGAACUAAUUGUCAGCCUCGCGCCAAAACCUCACGUCCUCCAUCUUCCCAGUCUACCGAGGGACUGGAGGGGGGAGGAGUGGCUACCAGUGUCUCUAAUAGCCAGGUGUAA
Nanorana parkeri is the source of this 2933-nucleotide messenger RNA. RefSeq names its product polycystin 2, transient receptor potential cation channel (gene PKD2). The transcript is spliced from 15 exons. The coding region runs from base 177 to 2933 and encodes 918 amino acids. The record is from RefSeq and is a predicted model, not a curated record. Gene Ontology annotation, molecular function: calcium ion binding; potassium channel activity; signaling receptor binding. Gene Ontology annotation, cellular component: membrane. Gene Ontology annotation, biological process: release of sequestered calcium ion into cytosol; potassium ion transmembrane transport; detection of mechanical stimulus. NCBI's taxonomy places the organism in Eukaryota, Metazoa, Chordata, Amphibia, Anura, Dicroglossidae.